This is a messenger RNA of Apus apus (common swift), 2253 nucleotides long. Its product is annotated as relaxin receptor 1-like. NCBI's taxonomy places the organism in Eukaryota, Metazoa, Chordata, Aves, Apodiformes, Apodidae. Gene Ontology annotation, molecular function: protein binding; G protein-coupled receptor activity. Gene Ontology annotation, cellular component: membrane. The transcript is spliced from 17 exons. Gene Ontology annotation, biological process: G protein-coupled receptor signaling pathway. Bases 93 to 2174 code for a protein of 693 amino acids. The record is from RefSeq and is a predicted model, not a curated record.
GAGGACCCAGCAGCUUCUCCCCCUUCCCUUUCCCUCCUGCCUGCAGCCCAGGAGGGCUCGGAGCCCCGUGGGGCCGGGGCUGCCCCGCCAACAUGCGGCUGCUCCUCCUCCUUCUGCCACCGCUUUUCUGUGCUGCUACAAAGCCUCCCCUGAUCCUCUCCCAGCGGGAUGAGUGUCCCUUGGGGCAGUUUCCCUGUGGCAACCUCUCCUCCUGCCUGCCCCAGGCCCUGCACUGCAACGGGGAGGAUGACUGCGGCAACGGGGCUGACGAGGAGAACUGUGUGGAUGACAGCGGCUGGCUGCAGAUCCUGGGGGACAUGCUGGCAGUGAGGAGCAGCCAGCUGCCCCUGGAAGAUGAGGGUGAUGUCUGUGGGCUGGAGCUGUUCCCGGCGCGGUGCCGCUGCCGGGGCAGGGCUGUGGAUUGCACACAGCAGGACCUGCCCUCUGUCCCCUCGGUCUCCUCCAACGUCACCAGGAUGGACCUAAAAAAAAAUAAAAUCCGUUCUCUGCUGGACAACCAAUUUGCCAGGUACAGGAGCCUGAGGAAGCUGUUCCUCAGCCACAACAGGAUCACGCAGCUGAAGCCCUGGGUGUUUGAGGACCUGCAUCGCCUCGAGUGGCUGAUGCUGGACAACAACAAGAUUGCCCAGAUCGUCCCCACAGCAUUUGCAGGGCUGAACUCCCUGUAUUUCCUGUACCUGCUGAACAACUCGGUGAGCCGGCUGCCCAACGCCUCACUCUGUGCCCAGAUGCCGAAGCUCAGCUGGCUGGAGCUGGAGGGGAACAGGAUCCGAGCGGUGCCCAGGGCUGUUUUCCAGGAGUGCCAGGAAUUCACUGUGCUGAUUCUGCGCAGGAACAAGCUCCAGUGGAUCCAGGAGGGGACGUUUUCCAGGCUGAACAGGCUGAUGGAGCUCGACCUGUCAUCCAACAGCCUGGACCAGCUUCCCUCCUCGCUCUUUACUGGCCUGGCAGAGCUCCAGCAGCUGAAUAUUUCCUACAAUCCCUUGAAAGAGAUCUCCCCUGGCCAGUUUGAGAGCCUGCCUCGGCUGCGGUCCCUGAGCUUGGAAGGGCUGGAGAUUCCCAACAUCCACAACCUGACCUUCCAGAAGCUGACCAGCCUCUCACACAUCUACUUCAAGAAGUUCCAGUACUGCCGCUACGCCCCCCACGUGCGCAGCUGCAAACCCAACACCGACGGCAUCUCCUCCUUUGAGAACCUCCUGGCCAGCAUCAUCCUGCGCGUCUCCGUCUGGGUCAUCGCCUGCCUCACCUGCCUCGGCAACCUCUUCGUCAUCUGCAUGCGCUCCCUGCUGGCAGCUGAGAACAGCCAGCACGCCAUGGCCAUCAAGUCCCUGUGCUGUGCAGAUGGCCUGAUGGGCAUCUACCUCUUCAUCAUCGGAGCCUUCGACCUCAAGUACUCGGGCGAAUACAACAAGCAUGCCCAGGGCUGGAUGGGCAGCCUGCAGUGCCAGCUGGUGGGCAGCCUGGCCAUGCUGUCCUCUGAGGUGUCUGUCCUGCUCCUGACCUACAUGACCCUGGAGAAAUACUUCUCCAUUGUGUUCCCGUUCAGCCACCACAGAGCUGGCAAGAAGCAGACCAUCUCAGUGCUGGUGGCCAUCUGGCUUCUGGGCUUCUCCCUCAGCAUUGUCCCCCUGUGGUGUAAGGAGACCUUUGGGAACUACUACGGGAGGAACGGGGUGUGCUUCCCGCUGCAGUCUGACCUGGGCGAGCGGCCCAGUGCCCGCGGAUACUCUGCCACCAUCUACCUGGGCUUGAAUCUGGCAGCCUUCAUCACCAUCCUCUUCGCCUACUCUGGCAUGUUCUACUCCAUCCACAUCACCGCCUCCAAAACAGCAGAGAGAGGCGUCUGCUCCCGGGAAGUCGCCAUCGCAAAGCGCUUCUUCUUCAUCGUCUUCACUGACGCGCUCUGCUGGAUACCCAUCUUCCUCCUCAAGCUGCUCUCCCUGCUGCAGGUGGAAAUACCAGGCACCAUCACCUCCUGGGUGGUCAUCUUCAUCCUGCCCAUCAACAGUGCCCUGAAUCCCAUCCUCUACACCAUCACCACCACCUCCUUCCAGGAGAAGGUGAAGGUUUGCCUGCAGAACAAGCAGCUGGAGCUGCACGAGUCCCGCCCGAGCUUCACUCUGGUGACACUGCAGGCCAGCAGCACCUGACCCCCCCACCACAUAAGGACAUCCACAGCUGCCAGGCACUACCACCAGCUCCAUGAGAAAGCUCACAGCUCAGCUCCAG